This is a messenger RNA of Cooperia oncophora, 438 nucleotides long. The record is from the annotation of a GenBank genome assembly. Lineage: Eukaryota; Metazoa; Nematoda; Chromadorea; Rhabditida; Trichostrongylidae.
AUGACCCUUGCUGAAAUUAUAGAUUUCGAAUCCGAAGCGUUUGAAGACAUCACCCAAGUGCUGAUUUCUACCUUUAACCUACGGCAACGCUUAACUCCAACUUUCUGGUGGGACUAUGGAAUGCAGGACAUGCCGCUAGGUGUUUUCCGUUCUGUCCUUAAGCAACAAUUUAUAAAGAAUUCUCACAUCGAGGACAUUCGUAUUAUCGACCGACUUGUUGGUGAAACAAGACAAUCUGCUGGACAAUGGAGAGAGAGAUACGUAUGGUUUAGAGCUGGAAAGUGGAUGAAGAAUCGAAGUAUUAGGAAGUCCACAUCUACCAGAUUCGGCGAUACUGCUCGACUGGAAUCGCAGGAUCCUGGUCUUCUGAACAAGGUCUCUGAGCGAUAUGCAUCUGGCCUUCUUCCGGGUGCGCCAAAUUUUUCUGUUUUCGACUGA